AUGCCAAGACCAUCAAAAAGAAAGCAACAACUUCGUAUAAAUAGUGUACAUGCAUGUAAUAUUUGCCAAGCUUUCCAACAGCAACCAGACUCUCUUCUUCCUAUUAAUCUCAGUGAUUUUGAUUUAAAUGAGAUAGUCCAACCAUUUUCUGAUGUUCAGCCACCAACCUUAUUGAUUUCAACUCAGCUUUUUGAUCUUUACUCGAGCAAUGAGUAUGAAAGUGAUAAUCCAGAUUCAGCGUGUUCCACGGGCUCUGAUAAUGAAAUACUUGAAGUUGAUAACACAAAAUUGAAUGAUGAUGAAUGCACAAGCUCAAUUUUUAAACUUCUACUUUCUGCAUCACAAAAAAGCUUUGAAAAUUAA
Molecule: messenger RNA, 363 nt
Organism: Ambispora leptoticha
Lineage: Eukaryota; Fungi; Glomeromycota; Glomeromycetes; Archaeosporales; Ambisporaceae
Source: the annotation of a GenBank genome assembly